This is a messenger RNA of Phragmites australis (common reed), 1947 nucleotides long. RefSeq names its product cytochrome P450 84A1-like. Bases 93 to 1661 code for a protein of 522 amino acids. The record is from RefSeq and is a predicted model, not a curated record. NCBI's taxonomy places the organism in Eukaryota, Viridiplantae, Streptophyta, Magnoliopsida, Poales, Poaceae. The transcript has 2 exons. Gene Ontology annotation, biological process: lignin biosynthetic process. Gene Ontology annotation, molecular function: heme binding; iron ion binding; oxidoreductase activity, acting on paired donors, with incorporation or reduction of molecular oxygen.
CCCAUUUCUCCUCAGCUCUACUCCAAGAGCGUUAUACCACACCUCAACCAAUAAUCACAAACGGGAACCCAAAAAAGAAGGUGUUGCCGAUAAUGGUGGCCGUGGCCAAGAUCGCCAUGGAGUGGCUCCAAGACCCUCUGAGCUGGGUGAUCCUGGCCACGCUGGCCUUCGUACUCCUGCAGCUGCGGCGGCGGGGCAAGGCACUGCUGCCGCCGGGCCCGAAGCCGCUGCCGAUCAUAGGCAACAUGACGAUGAUGGACCAGCUGACCCACCGCGGCCUGGCGGCGCUGGCCGAGCAGUACGGCGGGCUGCUGCACCUCCGCCUGGGGCGGCUGCACGCGUUCGCGGUGUCGACGCCCGAGUACGCGCGCGAGGUACUGCAGGCGCAGGACGGCGCGUUCUCGAACCGGCCGGCGACCAUCGCCAUCGCGUUCCUCACCUACGACCGGGCCGACAUGGCGUUCGCGCACUACGGGCCAUUCUGGCGCCAGAUGCGCAAGCUGUGCGUGAUGAAGCUCUUCAGCCGGCGCCGCGCCGAGACGUGGCUGGCCGUGCGCGACGAGUCCGCCGCGCUCGUCCGCGCCGUGGCGCGUUCCAGCGGGGAGGCCGUGAACCUGGGCGAGCUCAUCUUCACCCUGACCAAGAACGUCAUCUUCCGCGCCGCCUUCGGCACCCGCGACGGUGAGGGCCAGGACGAGUUCAUCGCCAUCCUCCAGGAGUUCUCCAAGCUCUUCGGCGCGUUCAACAUCGGCGACUUCAUCCCCUGGCUGAGCUGGAUGGACCCGCAGGGCAUCAACCGGCGCCUCCGCGCCGCGCGCGCCGCCCUCGACAGGUUCAUCGACAAGAUCAUCGACGAGCACAUGAAGCGGGGCAAGAGCCCCGACGACGCCGACGCCGACAUGGUCGACGACAUGCUCGCCUUCCUCGCCGAGGCGAAGCCUGCCAGCAAGGCCGCCGCCGGCGACGCCGAGGACGACCUGCAGAACACCCUCCGCCUCACCCGCGACAACAUCAAAGCCAUCAUCAUGGACGUGAUGUUUGGCGGGACGGAGACGGUGGCGUCGGCGAUCGAGUGGGCGAUGGCAGAGAUGAUGCACAGCCCCGACGACCUCCGGCGGCUGCAGCAGGAGCUCGCCGACGUGGUGGGGCUCGACCGGAACGUGAACGAGUCGGACCUCGACAAGCUCCCCUUCCUCAAGUGCGUCGUCAAGGAGACGCUCCGCCUGCACCCGCCGAUCCCGCUGCUCCUCCACGAGACUGCCGAGGACUGCGUCGUCGGGGGCUACUCCGUGCCCAAGGGCUCCCGCGUCAUGAUCAACGUCUGGGCCAUCGGCCGCGACCGCGGCUCUUGGAAGGACGCCGACGUGUUCCGGCCGUCGCGGUUCACGCCGGAGGGGGAGGUCGCCGGGCUCGACUUCAAGGGCGGCUGCUUCGAGUUCCUGCCCUUCGGGUCCGGCCGCCGGUCGUGCCCCGGGAUGGCGCUGGGCCUGUACGCGCUGGAGCUCGCCGUCGCGCAGCUCGCGCACGGCUUCAACUGGGCGCUCCCCGACGGCAUAAAGCCGUCGGAGCUCGACAUGGGCGACAUCUUCGGCCUCACCGCGCCGCGCUCCACACGGCUCUACGCCGUGCCCACGCCCCGGCUCAACCGCCCCUUGUACUGACGACGCGCACGACGGCUAUUAUUCAUGCGUAUGGUGGUGUUUCAGGGGUUGCGCCAUUUGAGGAGUUUGGUUGUUUUGUCUGGCCUUUUGUGCUUAUUUUUCCUUCGUUAAAAAUCAUGUCUGAUACUAUAGGACAAUAAUGGAACUCUCAUGGUUAGCUGCAUGAAAGCUUAAUUAGGGUAAGGAUCAAACUGUGACACAAGAUCAGGAACUGUAAAAACAAUGCUGGUCACAGCUUCUGUGGAUUAAUUUCCAUGUAAAAUAAAUGCAUCUUUAAUUUCUUUUA